UAAUCUACAGGCGGAACUUUCUGCAGCUCGUGUUUCCUGCUCGAGACUUUGUUGUUGCGCACACGGUGUAUUCACAUGGCAUGAAAACACAGUACGCUUCAUUGUAGUCUAUAUUUAUCCACAUUUAUUUGAUCAGUUUGAUCAUGUCAGCAUCAUUGAUCCGAAGAGGACUUGAACUGUUCAGCGAUAAAGAUGGAGUGAAGCGCAAACAGAAGAGCAGAAGCGCUCAUAAGUCCGCGCUGAUGGAGCGGAUCAGCACCGAUAAACAGGGCGUUCAGAGGCGGAUUCGGCAGCUGCAGCGACCCGGAGGAGCAGCGCGGAGCACAACCACAGUCAAAGACAAACACAUCCGAUCUGCUCUGGACGAAUACAGAAAGAAACGGAAGAGGAGUAAUUACGGAACAAAUCUGAACUAUUUCCGGUCCAAAACUAAUAAAACACAAAGCACCCACACAACAAAGAUUAUAGAGAAGAAUUCCAGUCGGCGCGCUUGUCAUCAGCCGGAUCAACCUGUCAAAAAACCGGCUGAGAAAUCCGUCUUCACUGAGGAAGAGUUCCAGAAGUUCCAGAAGGAAUAUUUCUCAAAUCUCUAAUGGACUGUUGUAUUCUGUAGUGACUGCUGUAUACAUUUUCCCAGAAUCUUCCGGAAUGAUCUCUUGACUGAAGCUGGAUUGCAGAUAUCCUAUGUUAUCCUAUGAUUUUUUUUGUAUGUGUAUUUUGAAAAACAAAGAAGUGGAAAUUAAACAGGAGACCCUCAUAAUGCUGCUCUAUUAUUACAACUGAAAGUAAAUAAUGGUAUGUAACCCUACAUAAUGUAAAUAAUGGUAACAGAAUGUUUCUCUUUCAAACCAUCAAGUGAAACUAAACUCCUGAAAUGUUUGCCCGAGAGCCCUAAUCCCAUCGACACAUUCAGUCUGUCGCGCGUCGAGAGCCUUUAGCAGAAGAAUGCAGUGUGUCUGGAUGGACGAGACCUUCUUUAUCUCAGUGGGAGUUUAGAAAGAGCUCUGAAACAGAAAACAGAAACAAAUGCACGUUUGGAAUGAAGACUCGUUUGUUUUAGAACUUAAUGUUAAGAAAUAAAGAAGCUUUACUCGUAA
Messenger RNA from Ctenopharyngodon idella (grass carp), 1097 nucleotides. It is a transcript of the gene rps19bp1, whose product is annotated as ribosomal protein S19 binding protein 1. Bases 144 to 593 code for a protein of 149 amino acids. Gene Ontology annotation, molecular function: enzyme binding. The record is from RefSeq and is a predicted model, not a curated record. NCBI's taxonomy places the organism in Eukaryota, Metazoa, Chordata, Actinopteri, Cypriniformes, Xenocyprididae. Gene Ontology annotation, cellular component: nucleolus. The transcript is spliced from 4 exons.